Condylura cristata (star-nosed mole) is the source of this 3014-nucleotide messenger RNA. It is a transcript of the gene VASP, whose product is annotated as vasodilator-stimulated phosphoprotein. Gene Ontology annotation, cellular component: cytoskeleton. The transcript is spliced from 13 exons. The coding region runs from base 722 to 1861 and encodes 379 amino acids. Gene Ontology annotation, molecular function: SH3 domain binding; actin binding; profilin binding. NCBI's taxonomy places the organism in Eukaryota, Metazoa, Chordata, Mammalia, Eulipotyphla, Talpidae. The record is from RefSeq and is a predicted model, not a curated record. Gene Ontology annotation, biological process: protein homotetramerization; actin cytoskeleton organization; positive regulation of actin filament polymerization.
AUUGAUAGGCGUUGACGGGAGGGGUAUGAAGGUAGGACUGAAGGCAAACAAUGUGAGAGCACCUAUACUUACCCAGGGGAUCCUCCCCCCCUCCCCCAAAUUGAGCAGGGUGUAAAGAAAUGGAAAAGUCGAUGAGGAGGGUGAGAAGAAAUGGUGCCCGGACUGAGGUCAAAGGCCUUCGUGGGAAAGAACCAGGGCCCAAGGAAGAACUCGUUUCCCUCCACCAAGCCUCCCCCUUGAUUUGGGGGUGCGUCCCUAUGCAGUAACGUUGGGAAAGAGGGAGAUAGCGGAAGUCUAGCGUUCCGCGUUGCUCUUAAGUGCCCUGCACCCACACCUCACCGCCUUGAGCAGUACGCGGCCCCUUUAAGGCGCAGGGCAUUGUGGGUGCGGGGAGUGGAAUUUUGGAACCAAAUGUAGCGAAGAGAAGUACAGUAGUAAGAGUAACAUUGUAGCCGCCGCCGGCCGAGGGGGCGCGCCGGGACGGGGACGCCGCACCCCCUUUCUGCCGCAGGGAUCCCCGAUCAAACCCCCACAGAGAGGAGGCGCCCGAAGACCCGCCCUAGCCCGGUCCACGUUCCCCCCAGGAAGCCGGACUCUAUGGGGCGGGACCCUGGGGGAGACUAAGCAGAAACUGGAGCCAGCCCCGAACCCCUGAACCUCGAGCCAGGGGCGCCCCGGGAGCAGCCACCCCGUGGGCGCGCCGCCCGCACGCUCAGCAGCCAUGAGUGAGACAGUGGUCUGCUCCAGCCGGGCCACUGUGAUGCUCUACGAUGACAGCAACAAGCGGUGGCUGCCCGCCGGCACAGGCCCCCAGGUCUUCAGCCGGGUCCAGAUCUACCACAACCCUGCAGCCAACUCCUUCCGGGUGGUUGGCCGGAAGCUGCAGCCAGACCAGCAGGUGGUCAUCAACUGUGCCAUUGUCCGGGGUGUCAAGUACAACCAGGCCACCCCCAACUUCCAUCAGUGGCGCGACGCCCGCCAAGUCUGGGGCCUCAACUUUGGCAGCAAGGAGGAUGCAGCCCAGUUUGCGGCAGGCAUGGCCAGUGCCCUAGAGGCCCUGGAAGGAGGUGGGCCUCUCCCACCUGCCCCUCCCACCUGGCCUGUCCAGAACGGCCCCUCCCCGGAGGAGGUGGAGCAGCAGAAAAGGCAGCAGCCGGGGCAGGCUGAGUACGUGGAGCGUGAGCGUCGGGUCUCCAAUGCAGGUCCACCUGCUCCCCCAACUGGUGGGGGACCACCUCCACCUCCAGGACCUCCUCCUCCCCCUGGGCCCCCCCCACCUCCAGGCUUGUCCUCCUCAGGAGCACCGGCUACAGGCCAGGCAGCAGCGGGUGGCCCACCCCCUGCACCCCCUCUUCCCACAGCACAAGGCCCGAGUGCAGGAGGGGCUGGAGCACCUGGCCUGGCUGCCGCCAUUGCUGGAGCCAAACUCAGGAAAGUUAGCAAGGAGGAGGCCUCAGGGGGCCCCUCAGCCCCCAAAGCUGAGAGCAGUCGAAGCACUGGAGGGGGGCUCAUGGAAGAGAUGAACGCCAUGCUGGCUCGGAGAAGGAAAGCCACGCAAGUUGGGGAAAAACCCCCCAAGGAUGAAUCUGCCAAUCAGGAGGAGCCAGAGGCCAGAGUCCCAGUCCACAGUGAAUCUGUGCGGAGACCCUGGGAGAAGAACAGCACAACUUUGCCAAGGAUGAAGUCAUCUUCAGUGAUUACUUCCGAGGCCCACCCCUCUACGCCAAGUUCCAAUGAUGAGUCAGACCUAGAGAGGGUGAAGCAGGAGCUUCUGGAAGAGGUGAGGAAGGAAUUGCAGAAAAUGAAAGACGAAAUAAUUGAAGCCUUUGUCCAAGAGCUGAGGAAGCGGGGUUCCCCCUGACCACAGGACCCCGGAAGAUCCCGGUUCUUCUUUCUGCACCUGGCCUGUCACUCUGCUUUCCCUGCCUCCACUUGACUUGGAAUUGGCUGAAGACAACACAGGAAUGCAUCUUCCCCACUCCCCACCCACUUGGACAAUUCCAAGGGGGUGUGGCUCCCCUGGCACCAGGCCUACACCCACAUUGGCUGCUGAUUGGCUGGGGAGGCCCCCACCCUUUGCUCCCUUUGGUCUUUCCCCUCUGCCAUCCCCUUGGGGCUGGUUCCUUUGCUGGGGAUGUACCAAUUAACCCCACAGUGAGGGGGAAGGAAGGAGGGAAUUCACAUUCCCUUGUUCUAGAUUCACUUUAACGCUUAUGCCUUCGAAUUUUUUUUUUUAAAGAAAAAAAUAUAUAUAUAUUUGGGUUUGGGGGGAAAGGGAAAUUGUUUUUCUCUUUGGUUUUGAUAAAAUGGGGUUUUGGGGGGUUUUAAAUGCUAUAGCCCCAGGCUUGUCCUAUUUAGGGCAGCUAUUUAAAGGGGGGGAUGUCCCACAGGCUGGGGGUGCCUCCCCCUACCCCAGGGACUUCCCUUCCAGCUAGCUCCUUCCCCUUUUCUAUAAGGAAUUAAGAUGCUGUAACUUUUGGAACCUCAGUUUUUUGUUUUUGUUUUUGUUUUUGUUUUUUAUUUGGCGAGGUUUUGGGGUCCAGACCAUUUUUACCCCCUAGGGAAAAUAAGAUGAGGGAGAAAGGAAAAGGGGAGGACAGCUCCCCUCGCCCACCUUCACCAUUAGCUUCUGAAAAUGGGCCCCUGAGGAAUAAAUCUGCCAGUUUUUAUAAAUGCUAAGAUUGCUGGAGUGAUUUGGAGGACUGUAGCUGAGGACUGGGGAGGGGGUGUCCCUCUGUCCCUCGAGUUACCCUGUUGCCCUCUUCCUGUACCCUGUGCCUGCUCUGUUUUCCUCAAGCUGCUGCCGGCAGCCUGGUGGCCUUCCCCCUGCUCCCUCCCACCCCAGGCAUUUCCUUCACUCCUCCGGACCCUGCCACACAAAGGGGGCAGCCCCUCACUCAGCACCCCAUCUCCCAGAGGACUCCGCACUUUCCCCCUUCUCUCCUGACUUGAGUAAGCCUUGUGCCCAUUUUGCAGAUUAUACCACGGUGCUGAGACACUUCCUUAAAGUGACU